Molecule: messenger RNA, 1903 nt
Organism: Eutrema salsugineum
Lineage: Eukaryota; Viridiplantae; Streptophyta; Magnoliopsida; Brassicales; Brassicaceae
Product: integrin-linked protein kinase 1
Exons: 12
Coding region: 175-1605 (476 amino acids)
Biological process (GO): protein phosphorylation
Molecular function (GO): ATP binding; protein binding; protein kinase activity
Source: RefSeq, a predicted model, not a curated record
AUUUUCCUCGAGAACCCAACGCGCUUCAAGCGGAUCUCACAUAAUCCUCACAGAUCAAACAAUUUUCUCUUUCGGAAAAAAAAAUGUGAUUUAUCUGUUCGAUUUCCUUUUUGUUUUUCUCUAAGAAGAAGACGAAAUCGGUGAAUAGAUUUUGAAAUCGAAGACCCGGAAAAGAUGGCGAACAUCGCGGGGCAGCUAAAACGUGGAAUCUCGAGGCAAUUCUCCACUGGAUCGCUUCGCCGUACUCUUAGCCGUCAAUUCACGCGCCAGGCAUCGCACGAUCCUCGCCGGAACAAUAUGCGAUUCAGCUUCGGUCGGCAAUCGUCUCUCGAUCCGAUUCGCCGGAGUCCAGAAGGUUCUAGCCGUCCGCAGCUCGCCGUCCCCGAUAACCUCGACGCCACUAUGCAGCUCCUCUUCGUGGCCUGUAGAGGAGACGUUGAAGGUGUCCAGGAUCUGCUCGACGAAGGAAUCGACGUCAAUAGCAUCGAUCUCGAUGGUCGAACCGCACUACACAUCGCCGCUUGUGAAGGCCACGUCGACGUUGUCAAGCUUCUCCUUACUAGGAAGGCCAACAUCGAUGCUCGUGAUCGUUGGGGAAGCACGGCAGCUGCUGAUGCUAAGUACUAUGGUAACAUAGACGUUUACAACAUUUUGAAAGCUCGUGGAGCCAAAGUUCCGAGAACCAGUAGGACACCGAUGGUUGUGGCGAAUCCUCGUGAAGUUCCUGAAUACGAGUUAAAUCCACAAGAACUUCAAGUUCGGAAAGCUGAUGGUAUCUCAAAGGGAAUAUAUCAAGUGGCUAAAUGGAAUGGGACUAAAGUUUUUGUAAAGAUUCUUGAUAAGGAUCUCUACAAGGAUCAUGAAACCAUCCAGGCUUUCAAACACGAACUUACUUUAUUCGAGAAGGUUCGUCAUCCUAAUGUUGUGCAAUUUGUUGGAGCUGUUACUCAAAAUGUCCCCAUGAUGAUUGUGUCUGAGUAUCAUCCUAAGGGUGACCUGGGGAGCUAUCUUCAAAAGAAAGGACGCCUUUCUUUAUCCAAAGUUCUAAGAUUUGCCCUCGAUAUAGCCAGGGGAAUGAACUAUCUUCACGAGUGUAAACCAGAACCAGUUAUCCACUGUGAUCUAAAACCCAAAAAUAUUAUGCUCGAUAAUGGAGGACAUUUGAAAGUGGCGGGAUUUGGGUUGAUUAGUUUUGCAAAGUUAUCAUCUGAUAAAUCAAGAAUCCUUAAUCACGCGGCACAUAUAGACCCUUCAAAUUACUGUGUGGCACCUGAGGUUUACAGAGAUGACAUAUUUGACAGGAGUGUGGAUUCAUACUCUUUUGGUGUCGUACUAUAUGAGAUGAUUGAAGGAGUACAACCAUUCCAUCCCAAGCCCCCAGAAGAGGCGGUGAAGCUAAUGUGUUUGGAAGGAAGAAGACCUUCGUUUAAGGCCAAGUCCAAAAGUUGUCCGCAAGAGUUGAGAGAAUUGAUUGAGGAGUGCUGGGAUACGGAAACUUUUGUUAGGCCGACAUUUUCUGAGAUCAUAGUUCGAUUGGACAAGAUCUUUGUACACUGCUCAAAACAGGGAUGGUGGAAAGAUACAUUCAAGUUACCUUGGAAAUAGUACAAAAUACCGGGAGAGGUUUGACUCAGAAACACGAGGAACUCAGCAAUACAAGAGCUUUCUUCUCAUGUUUACAAUAAAAUCGGUACAAAGAAUACAAAAAGAAACGGCACUCUUCCAUUUGCCACUUUCUUAUCGUGUAACAAUGUAUAAUGUGUACUAAAGUACUUCAUCGAGCUAUAUAGACUUCUCUAAUGAACAGAACUGAGCAUUUUGAGCUACAAUGUAUCAUAUUCAUGUAAGUAGCAAGAAAGCUCUUUGUUUUUGUUAUGUCUCAAAGUCAAAGGUCUCUUCUUUU